AUACCACUGGCUCUGUGUGCUCAGUCACUUUGUGCCAUUCCACCAAGUCGGAGCCAAAGGAAGUUUGAAAAAUGAACAUUUUAGCAAGCCUUAUUCUGGGACUUGUCAUCUUUGAUGCCGCUGUGACAGCUCCAACUCCAGAUUCCAUCAACUAUGACUCAGAAACCUAUGGUGCCACCUUGGAAGACUUUGAUAACUUAUACAACUAUGAAAACAUACCAAUUGAGCAAGCUGAGAGUGAAAUAGCAACAAUGAUGCCUUCCGGAAACAGCGAGCUCCUCACUCUGCCCCCACAGCCAGAAGAAACUCAGGAGGAGGAAGAGGAAGAAUCCACCCCCAGGCUAAUUGAUGGGUCUUCCCCACAGGAGCCUGAAUUCACAGGGGUUCUGGGCCCACACACCAAUGAAGACUUUCCAACUUGCCUUCUGUGUACUUGUAUAAGUACCACUGUAUACUGUGAUGACCAUGAACUUGAUGCUAUUCCUCCACUGCCCAAGAAUACUGCUUAUUUCUAUUCUCGCUUUAACAGAAUUAAAAAGAUCAACAAAAAUGACUUUGCAAGCCUAAAUGAUUUAAAAAGGAUAGAUUUGACAUCAAAUUUAAUAUCUGAGAUUGAUGAAGAUGCAUUCCGAAAGCUGCCUCAACUUCGAGAGCUUGUCCUGCGUGACAACAAAAUAAGGCAGCUCCCAGAAUUGCCAACUACUUUGACUUUUAUUGAUAUUAGCAACAAUAGACUUGGAAGGAAAGGGAUAAAGCAAGAAGCAUUUAAAGAUAUGUAUGAUCUCCAUCAUCUCUACCUCACUGAUAACAACUUGGACCACAUCCCUCUGCCACUCCCAGAAAAUCUACGAGCUCUUCACCUUCAGAAUAACAACAUUCUGGAGAUGCAUGAAGAUACCUUCUGCAAUGUUAAAAAUGUGACUUACAUCCGUAAGGCACUGGAGGACAUUCGACUGGAUGGAAAUCCCAUUAAUCUCAGCAAGACACCUCAAGCGUACAUGUGUCUACCUCGUUUGCCCAUUGGGAGUCUUGUCUAAUUUCAGAUAAUGGUUAACAUUUUGAUAUCUACCAUAACAAAAACAAUCGUUAUUGCUUCCUUCAUAAACAAAAAGCAUGAGAUUUUCAAAUUAUGUUCUGAAAUCUGUGAUUACAUAA
This is a messenger RNA of Lepus europaeus (European hare), 1155 nucleotides long. It is a transcript of the gene EPYC, whose product is annotated as epiphycan. Bases 72 to 1037 code for a protein of 321 amino acids. NCBI's taxonomy places the organism in Eukaryota, Metazoa, Chordata, Mammalia, Lagomorpha, Leporidae. Gene Ontology annotation, molecular function: protein binding. The transcript has 7 exons. The record is from RefSeq and is a predicted model, not a curated record.